Messenger RNA from Dacryopinax primogenitus, 1637 nucleotides. Its product is annotated as DUF914-domain-containing protein. The record is from RefSeq and is a predicted model, not a curated record. NCBI's taxonomy places the organism in Eukaryota, Fungi, Basidiomycota, Dacrymycetes, Dacrymycetales, Dacrymycetaceae. Gene Ontology annotation, molecular function: transmembrane transporter activity. The transcript has 8 exons. Gene Ontology annotation, cellular component: membrane. Gene Ontology annotation, biological process: transmembrane transport. The coding region runs from base 112 to 1356 and encodes 414 amino acids.
GAUCACUCUGGCAGGAUAUAGCAGGGGACCUCUUUGUGUCUUGGCCCUUGUUUUCGCUUCAAGACGCAAUUCACGACCUCUUCUAUCGUAAACAAGACUUGACGACGAAUCAUGAGCAACGUUGGCCAGCAGUACAUAAACGCUCCAGCGAUUCCUGAACUUCGGGAUGGCGGUGAGCUGCUCAGCCCUGUGGACGAAGAGUACGGAAAGGCCCAGUUGGAGACGGACGGUGAACAGGCAAGCGGCGAGGUCGACAAGGACAGCGUUCCCGUCGGUGUCGCUGUGAUCCCUUCCCGCCCUUCCAUUGUCUACACGUCUUUCAGCGCCUACUUCCAGAGCGUCCGGGUACGCUUCAAAGGACUCUGGACGAGGCGGUUCGUCCUCUCCCUCCUGGCAGGGCAGCUCGUUAGCCUGUGCAUCACCUGCACGAGCGUGUGCACCACGGAGCUCGGCCUGCGCGGAUGGGCAUUGCCUACGACGCAGACGUUCUUUUUGUAUUUUAUCCUGUUUUUGAUCUACACACCGUACACUGUGUAUCGCUAUGGCUUCAAGGGAUGGGCAACAAUGAUUCUCAAAGAUGGGUACAAAUAUAUCUUCCUUGCAGCUUGUGAUGUCGAAGGAAACUACACUGUCGUUUUGGCUUACGAAUACACGACCCUUCUUUCCUGCAUGCUGCUCGACGCUUGGGCUAUCCCAGUCUGCAUCGGCCUCUCUUGGCUGUACAUGCGCACCCGGCUGCACUGGUCGCAGUAUGUUGGUGUGCUCGUCUGCAUUGCUGGCCUGGGCUUGCUGGUGACCUCAGACGAAAUCACGGACAAAGACUGGCAAUCAUCGGAUAUGGUCCGGGGCGAUAUCCUCAUGAUCAUUGGUGCUACUCUUUACGGUGUUUCCAAUGCUACCGAGGAGCUCUUUGUCCGCAACCGGCCCCUUUACGAAGUUGUUGGACAGAUGGGCUUCUGGGGUGUGAUCAUCAACGGAUGCCAGGCCGCCGGACUAGAGCACAAGCUGAUGACCGAAGUUACCUGGAACGGACCUGUCAUUGGUCUACUUUUUGCGUAUACUGCCGCGAUGCUAAUCCUGUACACUGUGGCGCCGCUACUGUAUCGCAUGACGUCCGCGGCAUACUACAAUUUGUCGCUCUUGACCAGUGACUUUUACGGGCUUCUCUUCGGGUUGUUCCUCUACCAUUACGCACCGUUCUGGUUGUACUUCCCUGCGUUUGCCGUGGUUAUCUUGGGCUUGAUUAUCUACUACUGGCACCAGAAGCCAGAGGAUCAGGCAAAGGUCAACAUCCGCACGCCUGAUUAUGUGACGCUGCGGGGUUUUGGCGUCAACAAUACUGUCGAAGCCGUUUAAAGUAUCCUCGAUCUUUAAAUGAUCGUGAUGGAUCGGGCAAGGGACCCCUCCGUGCUUCUUUUUACAUAUCUAGUGUCGAUGAGCGGGGUGGAGGGGAUACAUCACACAGGGAUUCAUGUUUCGGCCAAAAGAGUUGACAUGAUGUAUCGUGCGAAAGAAAUAGCGUCGGCCCUUGGAUUUGUUUGCGAUUUGUGCGACUAUGUAGCGGAGCAUGUGGUCGCAACGGCAAGGGAUUCUUUGGAAGGGGUACGAUGUAACACUUGAUCGAAGGGGUGACUGAG